AAGGCUCUGAUCCAUGUGACUCAGAUGAUUCUUUCCAUGAUUCCAACAUUGAUGUGCAAGAGGAGAUAGAAGACAAUAGCGAUAAAGAAAUGGAUGGCCCAAUGAAGAGAGUUUGGAAGAGGAAAUAUCUUUUUUCGCGGAAGAUCUUGCGCCGUGGAUGCUCAGACCUCGUAGGCCGCCCUCCUAUCGGCAUCUCCUGCGAAAGAUGCAAGUACAGCUGCAGCAAAUCGGUGGAUAAUGUUACAAGAAACACGAUUUUCGAGCAUUUUUGGAACUUGGAGAAGGCAGUCCAACAACGGGAGUACAUAGCAGAUCUGGUUGAGAGACAUCAGCCGGAAAAGGGACAUCCCAGGAAGCGGUUCACGCAGACUUACACUCUGAGACAUGCCGAAGAGUGUCACAAGGUAUGCAAGAAAUUCUUCAUUUCGACAUUGGGAAUUUCCGAAAGAAUCAUGAGAACUGCUUUGGAGAAGGGGAGAAGACGUCUUUGAACAAUUUCUAUGUUCGUUCAAAAACUUCAAGUAGUGAAAGGACCAAGGGCGUAGAUUCUCUUUGUGAGAAGGGGGUAAAUGAAAAAAAUGUUUUUUUGUUUCAAUAUCUUCUUUUUGAAAAUACCGAAUAAUUGAAAACUACCUGAAUAAUAAAUGUUACAAAAAACGCUG
This is a messenger RNA of Phaedon cochleariae (mustard beetle), 662 nucleotides long. NCBI's taxonomy places the organism in Eukaryota, Metazoa, Arthropoda, Insecta, Coleoptera, Chrysomelidae. The record is from the annotation of a GenBank genome assembly.